This is a messenger RNA of Acanthoscelides obtectus, 273 nucleotides long. Lineage: Eukaryota; Metazoa; Arthropoda; Insecta; Coleoptera; Chrysomelidae. The record is from the annotation of a GenBank genome assembly.
AUGCUUGCUCAACAUAUGAUGAUGCGAGUCAGUGAACCUAUUCGUAACUUUAAAUGUUUUCAUAGGAAAGACCUGUUCAAAAAUAGAUUGGAAAAUAUUGCUGAAAUAAUUCCACUGUUCAUUUACAUCAUUCUGAGGGCCGCAUUUUCAUAUUGGUGUAUCCCAGGAAAAUUUUACAAACCGAAAAAUACCGUUUUCACUCAAAGUUCGAAUGAAUGGAAGUUCACAAGCAGUACAACUAUUCUUGCUAAUGCCUACAAGUGGUUCAGUUAA